AUGGAAGAUUUUUUAGUAUCAUACACUCCAACCUCCACCAUUAAUAUCGUUACUGCCUUAUAUAAGCGAGUAGAGACGAAUAAAUGGACUGGCGACAAAGAAAAAGAAAUAAAAAAUUUCGUGAAGGUACUUGAAAAUGCAUUGGAUAUUGUAUCUAUUGAUGAUGAAGAAAGGUUAAGAGUCCUUCAUGAAUUUGGAACUGGGAAUACUUUGAAAAGUCGUGUGUUGAAGCAAAUAAUGGUAUAUAGUAGUGAAGAAGUUGCGCCUCCAUAG
This is a messenger RNA of Dentiscutata erythropus, 273 nucleotides long. The record is from the annotation of a GenBank genome assembly. Lineage: Eukaryota; Fungi; Glomeromycota; Glomeromycetes; Diversisporales; Gigasporaceae.